AUGGCCACCACCCAGGCAGAGUUGGAGCAAGCGCUCAACCGUGCGCUUUUGGAGAAGAACAUGCUCCAGACCAAGCUGGAGCAAGUAAGCCGGGUGGUGCAGCGGUUUGAUGAGCAGGCGUCGAGGGCGGUGCGGCUGCGGGCAGAGGAUCAGGCCAUCAUUGUCGCGUUGCGGGAGGAGAUAGCGCAGCUGAAGGCCCAGGCAACGGCAGGAAGGGUGAUGCAGGAGGCGGGGCGGCAUCGGGAGAGUCUGGCUGUUCAGGUCUCCCGUAUCAGCACGCUCAUCGGGUGUGAGACAGAAAAGCCGCGGGCAUUGCUCGAGGCCCGCUUGGCCGAGGCCGAGGCCAAGCUCUGUGCGCUGCAGACCAAGAACUCGCACAUGGUCCAUGUCAUCGCCAGGUAUCGCACCCAGUUUGAGGCGGAAGGCGUUGAAGCUCUUCGGGCCGAGCUCGAUGAUGCGCUUGAAACCAAUGUGUCGCUCCAGGAGCGCGUCGGCGUCCUUGUGGCCCACCGCGACGCGUCGACCGAGAUCAUUGCGCAGCUUCGCGAUGAAAAGGCGGCGUGGGAGGCCGAGCGUGCUGCAACAAGUGCCACCGCGGCCAACGCCGCCAGCGUCGCCCGCGAGCAGCAGCGUGUGGCCGAGCUCGAGGCCGCCAUCGCGGCCAAGGACAAGCGGGCUACCGUGCUCCAGCAGGAGAUCUUUAUCCAGCAGCAGCGGAUCCGGCAGUUGGAGAAGGCAGUCAAGGCGGCUGCCAAGGGCGGAGACUCGCAGAAUCUGAUUACCGAGCUCGAGGCCCAGCUUGCCAAUCUCCGCACCCAGAACGACGAUCUCCGCGCUGCCAACUUGGAGCUGGAAGCGCAGUUGCUCGAGGCGAGCCGGCCUGUGGUGGACGACGACAACGACGAUGACGACGACGAUGACGAUGACGACGAGCUCAACGCCAACAUCCGCGCCCUGCAGAGCAAGGUUGCCGAGGUCCUCGGCACCGCCACAUAAGCCAUGCGCGUCGCCAUCGGAUGCUCAGUGACGUAGCUUUCCGGACUCGCUUUACUGCAAGAAGCUACUACGUAGGGCGGCCGUGGCGUAAAACAAAGCGCACCGGC
Molecule: messenger RNA, 1103 nt
Organism: Thecamonas trahens ATCC 50062
Lineage: Eukaryota; Apusomonadida; Apusomonadidae
Exons: 2
Coding region: 1-996 (331 amino acids)
Source: RefSeq, a predicted model, not a curated record